Messenger RNA from Naegleria gruberi, 855 nucleotides. RefSeq lists its product as uncharacterized. The transcript has a single exon. The record is from RefSeq and is a predicted model, not a curated record. NCBI's taxonomy places the organism in Eukaryota, Heterolobosea, Eutetramitea, Acrasida, Naegleriidae. Bases 1 to 855 code for a protein of 284 amino acids.
AUGCCAAAUAUCGUCAUUCAAGUACUGACAUGUCUAUUAUUUUCAGUGAUGAUUUGUGUAUCGCAUUGGAGUGUUUGGAGUGUGGAGAUGAAAUUUAAUUCAAGAUUUAAUAUUGUUCAGAGUGAUCAUCAUUUACAUAUCACUAUUGCACUUUUAUCUGCUCCGAGAUAUGAAUCAAGAGGUGAAAAGGAAUUGACAAGGACAAUAUUAUCAAUUGCUAAUGAAUUUGAGAAUUUUACAAAAGGAAAGGAUUCAAAUGUAUCUGUAGACAUGUUUCUACUGAAUCAUUUUGGAGAAUCUCAUGUAAAUUUAUAUGAAACGUUCGAUGAUUUGAGACAAAUUAAACAAUAUUCCUUCUUUAAAUUUAUGAAACAAAAUGGAAUGAUUUUAAAUGAUACAGAUCAAAUAGAGGAGGUUUUUGAAUAUCGUGGAUCGGAGACAUAUUAUGAUCAAUUUAAAACUAGGGUUACACUUCCAAAAUCAGAGAUUGAACAUGUUCCAUUCAUUUCUCCAGAAAUUCCUCUUUACUUUUCGUAUAAGGAGCAUUAUUUUCCACUCAAGAAUGCUCCAAUUAUUUUCAAGCAACUUCAACAUGUUUCUUCCCUCUUUAGAGAAACAUAUUAUCAUAUGAGGACAACAUUUUCAGAGGAAGAGUUGAAUGACCAUUAUGUUUUAUUGUUGGAGGAUGAUUUUCCUUUCUGUGAUGGACAUUUUAAAAAGAUGAUUAAUGCUUUGAGAAUUUCAAAGAGUUUCUCUUCAGAUUUUUGUGGUCUUUUCAUGGCAACAGGUAUGUUUUGUGUUGUUUUUAAUAAUGUUGUCGAUCAUAAUAAUAGGUGGGAGUUCAAUACUUGUUAA